AUGCCAGUGUCCAAAGUACAACUCUCUCAAGGAGGAGAGAUGAUGAUCAUUGGAGCCACACCCAACCCCAUCCCUCCUACGGUCUCUACAACCAAGAUGAAGAGGCGAGGAAAGGUUAAGAACUGGUCAAGACGAGAUUUGUUACUCAAACAAAAGGAGAUUAUGGACAAGGUUUUACGUGUAGAUGCCAGAAUUGCCAAUUUGAGGAACAUAUUUGAUGGCAUGGAAGAACCUCAGAGGUACUUAAUCCUUAUGUGCUCCAUAAAAGGAAAACACAUCUACAAAAUUGCCUUCAAACAAUUUCAGCACAAGUGGGCCUCAAGAGAUUUUACCAAAAAAAAAUUCCUAUAA
Molecule: messenger RNA, 351 nt
Organism: Pocillopora meandrina
Lineage: Eukaryota; Metazoa; Cnidaria; Anthozoa; Scleractinia; Pocilloporidae
Source: the annotation of a GenBank genome assembly